Molecule: messenger RNA, 1707 nt
Organism: Maudiozyma barnettii
Lineage: Eukaryota; Fungi; Ascomycota; Saccharomycetes; Saccharomycetales; Saccharomycetaceae
Gene: HNM1
Product: Hnm1p
Exons: 1
Coding region: 1-1707 (568 amino acids)
Biological process (GO): transmembrane transport; amino acid transport
Cellular component (GO): membrane
Molecular function (GO): transmembrane transporter activity
Source: RefSeq, a predicted model, not a curated record
AUGCUAGAUAUCGAUAUGAAAGGUGAUGUACUAUCCACCACAUCACAGGAUUUACAUCAAAGGCAUUCUCACCUUACUUUAAACUCAUCAUUAAACGAUGAAGACAAAAAAGAUACAAAUCAGCAGCCUACUGAAGAAGUUCACCUAAGAAAAUCUUUCUCCUUGUGGUCGAUUCUCGGGGUAGGUUUUGGUCUAACAAACUCCUGGUUUGGUAUCUCUGCAUCCAUGAUCACAGGUAUCCCAUCCGGUGGUCCAAUGAUGAUUGUCUACGGUAUUAUGAUCAUCGCAGCUAUCUCUAUAUGUGUGGGUGUCUCUCUAGGUGAACUAUCUUCUGCUUAUCCACAUGCAGGUGGUCAAUUUUAUUGGACUUUGAAAUUAGCUCCAAAGAAACAUAAGAGAUUUGCCGCAUACUUAUGUGGUUCCUUUGCAUAUGCAGGCUCAGUCUUUACAAGUGCAUCUACUACUUUAUCAGUUGCAACUGAAGUAGUCGGUAUGUAUGCUUUAACUCAUCCGGAUUUCAUUCCCCAAAGAUGGCAUAUUUUUGUAUGCUUUGAAAUCUUACAUGCUUUCCUAAUGGUAUUUAAUUGCUAUGGUAAAUCAUUACCAUUGAUCUCUUCAAGUUCCUUAUACAUAUCAUUAUUAUCAUUUUUCACAAUCACCGUGACUGUCUUAGCUUGUUCUUCAGGUAAAUAUAACGAUGCUAAAUUUGUAUUUGCCACAUUCUAUAAUGAAACUGGUUGGAAGAAUAGUGUUAUCGCAUUUAUUAUGGGUUUGAUUAACCCAGCAUGGUCCUUCUCAUGUUUGGAUUGUGCUACACAUAUGGCCUUUGAAGUUGAAAACCCAGAGAAAGUUAUCCCAACAGCUAUUAUUGGUACUGUUUGUAUUGGGUUCAUAACAUCAUUCUGUUAUGUGAUCUCGAUGUUCUUUUCAUUGCACGACUUGGAUGCUCUUUUAAACUCUCACACCGGUGCUCCAAUCCUGGAUAUCUACAACCAAGCUUUAAAUAACAAAGGUGGUGCCAUUUUCCUUGGUUGCCUGGUUCUUUUCACAUCUUUCGGUUGCGUGAUUGCAUGCCACACAUGGCAAGCGAGAUUAUGUUGGUCGUUUGCAAGAGAUAAAGGCUUGCCAUAUUCUCACUUGUGGUCUCAAGUCAAUCCAACUGUUGGUGUUCCAUUGUACGCUCAUUUAAUGUCCUGUGCUUGGAUAGCCAUCAUUGGUCUAUUAUACUUAGCUUCAUCUACUGCAUUUAACUCUUUAAUCACUGGGUGUAUUUCAUUCUUAUUACUAUCAUAUAUUAUCCCAGUUAUAUGUUUACUAAAGAAAAAACGUAACAUUCCACAUGGUCCAUUCUGGUUAGGAAAAUUCGGUUUGAUGUGUAACAUUGUGUUAAUAGGCUGGACUAUUUUUGCUAUUGUCUUCUUUUCCUUCCCUCCUGUACUACCAGUCACAAAGGACAACAUGAACUACGUUUCUGUUGUGCUUGUGGGUUAUUUCAUAUACACUGUUUUGUACUGGAAAUUCAAGGGUGUCAAGGAGUUUAAUUCUCUGGAGGAUGAUGGCGAAGUAGAGGAUAUACACGACAAUGAAUCUUACAAUUCCGAAAGUAAUAGUCCUGUCGAAUAUAUGCAUGAUGAUAGCUUUGAGAACACAUCUGAAAACAACGGCGAAAUCAUACAGAUUGACGAAUUUAUUACUUCGAAGAAGUAG